This is a messenger RNA of Epinephelus lanceolatus (giant grouper), 3128 nucleotides long. Its product is annotated as G protein-activated inward rectifier potassium channel 1-like. The record is from RefSeq and is a predicted model, not a curated record. Gene Ontology annotation, cellular component: plasma membrane. Gene Ontology annotation, molecular function: G-protein activated inward rectifier potassium channel activity. Gene Ontology annotation, biological process: potassium ion import across plasma membrane; regulation of monoatomic ion transmembrane transport. Lineage: Eukaryota; Metazoa; Chordata; Actinopteri; Perciformes; Serranidae.
UUUAAUUUGAAGUCACUCCUACCGGAGCGUGUUCCCUCAGGCAGAAUUACGCACUGUAGCCUUCUAUUUACAUUCACAGUCUAUUGAAGCAGCACAUCAGUGGAUCUCUGUACCAAGGACAGAGCCUGUGAAUCACUGUCUGAAUGCAGCUUUUCAUUUGUUGAAGGUGUUUUUUUUCCUCCUGCGUGGAUGAGACCUGGACAAAAAGUUGGCACUCGCAGCAGACUCCUUUGCGUAAAGGACCGCGUGUGAAUCAUGUAUUGCGCAGAAUCUCUGCUCACUUGCGAUUAAUUUACAGGAGAGAGGCGCAUCUCCACCUCACAGGAUGCGAGUGGCGCGCUGAGUGUGAUUGCAUGCUUUUGGGCAGGGGGUACCAAACUUGCGUAAAGAGCCCGUCUCUGCACAAGUAUUGAUCGCUGGUCACAGUUAAGUGAUUGAUACAAUGUCAGCCUUGCGGAGGAAAUUUGGCGAGGACUACCAGGUGGUGAACACCAACCGGAGCAUGACUUUUUCCGCACCGGCGAAGAGAAAGCGGCAGCGCUUUGUGGAGAAGAACGGCCGCUGCAAUGUCCAGCACGGUAACCUUGGCGGGGAGACCAGCCGGUACAUCUCGGAUCUCUUCACCACGCUGGUGGAUCUCAAGUGGCGCUGGAACCUCCUCAUCUUCAUCCUCACUUACACAGUUGCGUGGCUGGUGAUGGCUUCAAUGUGGUGGGUGAUCGCCUACAUCCGCGGCGACCUGAGCCACGGCGGCCACGACUCGUCCUACACCCCGUGCGUCGCCAACGUCUACAACUUUCCCUCCGCGUUCCUGUUUUUCAUCGAGACGGAGGCGACCAUCGGCUACGGCUACCGCUACAUCACGGAGAAGUGCCCGGAGGGGAUCAUCCUCUUCUUGUUCCAGUCGCUGCUGGGCUCCAUCGUGGACGCCUUCCUCAUCGGCUGCAUGUUCAUCAAGAUGUCGCAGCCGAAGAAGCGCGCGGAGACGCUGAUGUUCAGCCAGGACGCGGUCAUUUCGCAGCGGGACGGGAAGUUGUGCCUCAUGUUCCGAGUGGGGAACCUGCGGAACAGUCACAUGGUGUCCGCGCAGAUCAGGUGCAAACUCAUCAAGUCUCGGCAGACCCCAGAGGGCGAGUUCCUGCCACUGGACCAGUGUGAGCUGGACGUAGGUUUCGGGACGGGGGCGGACCAGCUCUUCUUGGUGUCACCUCUUACCAUCUGCCACGAGAUCAACACCAAGAGCCCGUUCUUUGAUCUGUCGCAGCGCUCACUCAUGAACGAGCAGUUUGAGAUUGUUGUCAUCCUAGAAGGAAUCGUGGAGACGACUGGAAUGACAUGCCAGGCAAGGACGUCUUACACCGAAGAUGAAGUCUUGUGGGGCCAUCGUUUCCUCCCUGUCAUGUCACUGGAGGAGGGCUUCUUCAGAGUCGAUUACUCCCAAUUCCACAACACCUUUGAGGUCAAUACGCCUCCCUACAGUGUAAAAGAGCAGGAGGAGAAGUCCUCAUUGACAUCGCCCAACUCUCUCCCUGUCGCACCCACCCCCUCCUCUCCUCUGCUGGGUAACGGUGGCCGCGGAGGCCGCAGGGAAAGGCUUCUGUCAGCUGACUAUGCAGACCAUGUAGAGGACCAAGCCUCCAGGCUGCCCAGCAAGCUCCAGCGCAUGAGCUCUACCAAGGAGGAGCACCUCUGGAGGGGACUGAAGACGGGGCCAGCUUUGCCUGGGGGGAAGGCAUCCAGCACAGGAGACCUUCCACUUAGCAUUCAGAGGCUGAGGUCCAGCUCCAUCCCAGUUGCGAGGCAAGGACAGCUGGAGGAGCAGGUCCAGCUGCUGUCCUUGGAUGGAGAAGCUGAGGAGGGUGAGCUGGAGAGACAUAGACUGCCAGCAGCCAUUAGCACCGUCUCUGCCCCAACCCCAACCCCAGUCCAGAUCCCCUUGGUAGGGAGUAGGCCAGAGGACAACCUGCCCGCCAAACUGCGCAGAAUGAACGCUGACCGCUGACUUCUUUUCUGCAGACUACUUUUAACUUUUAAGACUUUUGAAAAUUGAAUCAGGCUUGAUGGGCAUUGCAUAAAAAUAAAGACUACUGUGAUAUAAGUUUUAUUUUUUUUUCUGCAGAUUUCGGUCAGUAUUUUACAUUUACUUAUGGGCUCUCUACUUAGUUGUCUAAUGCCACAAAUAGAAUGACAACACUAAUAAGCCAUCCAUCCGCUCAUACUGUGAGUCAUUUUUGAUAGAUCACCAUCUGUGCCCCCCCACUGACCUCGAACACUUCUGCCCUUGUGCUUGUUUCUUUCACUUAAUGUUUAUAGAGUUGCAUCAAAGACUUUAUUGUCUCAAACUACACUUCUCUCAACUAAUGAAGCACCAAAGUGAUUGUCACAAAUAAGACUGAUCUGAAUUGACCAUUCGCUAACCCCCUACCCCAGAACAGUGAUUGUCUAAUCAUAGCUUAGCAACUGUAACUAGGCACGGCAGAUCUGUCAAGCUUUGGAUUUCUCCACAUGCUUCAAACAGUGUACAUGAGGCUUUAGUGAGACAAAAGACCCACUGAAAGCAGCAUGAUGCAAAGUUUUCCCUCAUUUAUUUUCUACGGGGUGUCAGCAAAAUAAUUCGAAAGAUACUGUGGGCUUCCUUGUGAUGCAGGAGUGACCAGUGAUAUGAAAAUAAGGAGGGGUCAAAGGUUAAACAUUUUUAACUGGAUGCAAAUGAGGGCGAAAUUAGCUUUGUUUGCUUCCGGGGGGUCUUCACCACAAGAGUGGUACCUCUGCAUUUAAAGAGUUUGGAUCAGCGUUGCCAGAUAUGCGAUAAUUAUUGUUUUUGUAUGAUAAUUUUGCCCUCUAUGAUGUACGAUCCAUAAUGCCAAAAAGUGCCAUAAUGUACUACCUUUUCUGAUGAUAACAAUUAGCAAUUGGUUUCAGUAUCAUUUUACUUGAUUUCCUGAUGUGUUCAGGCGUACAAAAUAUGGAUCCUAGGGACUCUUAGGGACUCAUCCCCUCUUCCAGAAAUCCUAGCUACAUAAGCUUGCAUUAAAACAUUUUUAAAAAGCAGGUAUAUUUGUAGGCACGUCAAAAAGUUGUUUCCAUACGUAUUUUGUUAAAUUACACAUUAUUUAUACCUAUUUGUU